UGUUCGUAUAAACCCGCACACUCACUGGCUGCACUUUGGCCACAUUUGGAUUUGCAAUGGAGGAGGAGAAACCUGGGGUGGCGGCAGCAGCAGCAGCAGCAGCACCACCACCAGAAGAAGAAGAAGAGCUACAACAACCAAAACCCUCUCUCUUCCCUCUUUUUCCCGCUUCAGACGCUUCUCGCUCUCAGCCUCAGCGCCCCAGUCUCCCUCAAUGGCUCAGCAACUCCAGCUUCACCGCGGACCUCGCCCUCAUCGGCGACGCUGUUUCCAACCUAAACCCCACCGCACUCUCCAGCCCACCGCUACCCGAAACAGACUCAGAACAAGAAGAAGAGCCGCAAGAGGAACGGAUCAAAUCAAAGGCUCCGCCUUCCUAUGAGCUUCUCGAAUCUUCCUCGGAAUCCGACCGAGCCUCAAGGAAGGAAAGAAGCGAUAAGACGAAGAGGAAGAAGAAGCGGAAGAGGAAGAAGUCCAGAGAGAGAGGAGGGCUCGACGAUUACCACCAGGCGAGAAAGUCCGAUGUUCGAGCUUGGGCGGGUUCAGAAACCAAGCCUUCCAAAGAUUAUUACUUCGACUCGCGCGGCGAUCCUGAUAACUUGGCUUUCGGGUGCCUUUACAAAAUGGAUAUUCCCCGCUACAAACCUUAUAAUCCUUUGAAGCUAUCUGGGCGUGAUUUUCAAAGUUCAUACCGGUGGAACCAGAGGGGUUCAGUGUUUGAUAGAGAUGGUGAUGUUGAUGCAUUGGAUAGUAAACUAGUAUCUGCUGGUCGUUAUUGGUCUGCAAAGUAUACAGCUUUGGAGCGGCAUAAAAACUUGAAGCGUGUACAUCUUGUUGCACCUCAAAAGUCCACAGCAGAUGAGUUCAUUCCUUUAUCUGAUAUUCAAACCUUCGAUGGGGGUGUUGAUGGUAGUUCUGUCUCAGGAACUUCAAUGAUUGAAGAAUCUUGGGAAGAUGAAGUUCUACGCAAAACACGGGAAUUCAACAAACUGACAAGGGAGCAACCACAUAAUGAAAAGGCCUGGUUGGCUUUUGCAGAGUUCCAGGACAAGGUUGCGGGUAUGCAACCCCAGAAAGGUGCUCGCUUGCAGACUCUUGAAAAGAAGAUUAGCAUAUUGGAGAAGGCGGCUGAGCUUAACCCAGAUAAUGAAGAUUUGUUGCUUUGUCUUCUGAAGGCGUAUCAUAGCAGAGACAGCACUGAUCUUUUGCUUGGUAGAUGGGAAAAGAUACUCAUGCAUCAUUCAGGUAGUUACAAGCUGUGGAGAGAGUUCCUGCGUGUUGUUCAAGGGGAGUUCUCGAGAUUCAAGGUUUCAGACAUGAGAAAAAUGUACGCACAUGCAAUCCAGGCUCUAUCUGCUGCAUGCAGCCAGCACUCUAGGCAGGUUCACCAUUCUGCAAAGCCACUUACUCCAGAUACUAUUCAGCUAGAACUUGGUCUUGUUGAUAUAUUCCUCAGUCUUUGCAGGUUUGAGUGGCAGGCUGGUUACCAGGAGUUGGCUACUGCUUUAUUUCAGGCUGAACUUGAAUUUAGCUUGUUUUGUCCUUUACUUCUAACUGAGCACAGUAAAAGGAGACUGUUUGAGCACUUUUGGGAUGGUGAAGGUGCAAGAGUUGGAGAAGAAGGGGCCCUUGGUUGGUCCACAUGGUUGGAGAAAGAGGAGGAGAAUAGGCAAAGGAUUGUCAAAGAGGAGGAGGCCUCAUUUGAUGACGAAAAAGGUGGUUGGACAGGUUGGUCAGAACCACUAUCCAAGGAUAAGGAUAGUGGUAUAAAUUCAUUAAAUGCAGCCAACAAUGACUUGGAUGAUGAGGAGCUUCAAGAGGAAUUUGAGAAUGAAGAUACCAAGCAGGAAGAUGAAACUGAAGCUUUACUAAAAAAACUAGGCAUUGAUGUUGAAGCUGAGGCUAGCUGUGAGGUGAAAGACACUUCCACUUGGUCUAGAUGGUCAGAAGAAGAGUCAUCAAGGGACCGUGAUCAAUGGAUGCCUGUCCACGGGAAAUCUGCUGGGGGUUCUCGUAGCGAUGGGACACCUGAUAGAGAAGCGGAUGAACAACUUUCGAGAGUUAUAUUGUAUGAAGAUGUCAAUGAAUACCUGUUUUCAUUAAGCUCAGGAGAGGCCCGUUUAUCUCUAGUAUCCCAUUUCAUUGAUUUCUUUGGUGGGAAAGUAUCUCAAUGCAUUUGCACAAACAGUUAUAGUUGGAUUGAGAAAAUCCUCAGCUUAGAGGCAUUGCCAGAUUCGAUAUUACUACCUUUGAAAGGGGUUCAUGAUGCUUCAACCCAAACACAGAACAGUUUGGAAGAGCUUUUGGGCAGCACCACUGAUAUCUCUAAGAGGGUUGACAUGAUGAAAUUUCUUCGUAAUGCUACACUACUUUGUUUAACUGCAUUUCCACGUAAUUAUAUCCUGGAAGAAGCUGCUCUAGUUGCUGAAGAGCUAUCUGUUGUGAAAAUGAAUUCUUGCAGCAGCUCUGAUACACCGUGCCGAGCUCUGGCAAAGAGUCUAUUAAAAAGUGAUCGACAGGAUGUAUUGCUGUGUGGAGUUUACGCACAAAGAGAAGCUGCUUAUGGGAAUUUUGAUCAUGCAAGAAGAGUGUUUGACAUGGCACUUUCAUUAAUUGAAGGGCUACCAAUGGAACAACGGUCUAAUGCUCCUCUUCUGUAUUUUUGGUAUGCUGAGGCAGAGCUGGCCAAUGAUCCUGGCAAUAGUAGCCAAUCAACAUAUCGUGCACUGCACAUUUUAUCGUGCUUAGGAAGUGGCGCAACAUACAGUCCAUUUAAAUGUCAACCAUCAAAUCUGCAGCUGCUGAGAGCACACCAAGGAUUUAAAGAAAAAAUUAGAACAGUAAGAUCUGCUUGGGUACGUGGUCUUAUAGAUGAUCAAUCUGUUGCUCUUAUAUGUUCGGCUGCUUUAUUUGAGGAGUUGGCCACUGGAUGGGCUGCGGGUAUUGAAGUUUUAGAUCAAGCUUUUGCGGUUGUGCUUCCAGAGAGAAGAAGCCAUAGCUAUCAACUUGAGUAUUUGUUCAACUAUUAUGUGAGGAUGCUUCAGAGACAUCAGAAGCAAUUUAGCCUAUCAAAAAUCUGGGAGUCCAUCUCUCGGGGGCUGCAAAUAUAUCCUUACAGCCCAGAACUUUUUAAAGCUUUAGUGGAGAUUGGCCAUCUUUACACAACAUCGAAUAACCUGCGGUGGAUGUUUGAUGACUUCUGCCACAAGAAACCAUCUGUGAUUGUUUGGAUUUUCGCCCUGUCGUUUGAGAUGAGUAGAGGAAGUUCUCAGCAUCGUAUCCAUGGAUUGUUUGAAAGGGCAUUGGCAAAUGAUAAUUUGCGUAACUCGGUUGUACUUUGGCGUUACUAUAUUGCUUAUGAGAUUAACAUAGCCCACAAUCCUUCUGCAGCCAGGCGAAUUUUCUUCCGAGCUAUCCAUGCCUGUCCUUGGUCUAAAAGGCUAUGGCUCGAUGGUUUUCUCAAGCUGAACUCCAUCCUAACUGCAAAAGAUCUGUCAGAUCUCCAAGAAGUCAUGCGGGAUAAGGAACUGAACCUGAGGACUGACAUUUAUGAAAUCCUUUUGCAGGAUGAGCCCAUAUCAUGAAAUUGUCUGUUACUCUACUUAUAGCAGCACCAAAUGAAAUCGAUACUUUUUAUGGAUUAAACAUGUGCAAAGUAUGGAUGGCGUGGAAGAAAACCAUUACAAAUAGUGAGGUAUAUGAUAAUUUCAACAAUGGUGUCGGAUUUCUUAAGGCACAGCAAAAGUUGAAAAUAAUUUUGAUAAUGCAGCU
Corylus avellana is the source of this 3771-nucleotide messenger RNA. RefSeq lists its product as uncharacterized. The record is from RefSeq and is a predicted model, not a curated record. Gene Ontology annotation, biological process: RNA processing; regulatory ncRNA-mediated heterochromatin formation; negative regulation of RNA catabolic process. NCBI's taxonomy places the organism in Eukaryota, Viridiplantae, Streptophyta, Magnoliopsida, Fagales, Betulaceae. Gene Ontology annotation, molecular function: protein binding. Gene Ontology annotation, cellular component: catalytic step 2 spliceosome.